UUUUGUUUCUGAUCAUUAUCUGCAGGGUGGAGCAUCUAAACAGGGGCAUUGUGGUCGCUUCCCGGUGUCUUGGGUCUUGGGUUUGUUAUUGCGCCGCAGGCAGAUUCUUGUCACUUCCAUCGUCCCUCUUUGGCGCAGGUUUGCUUUUCUUUGCCAUCGGUGGCAAUCGGAGCAUGGGGCGAAAAAGAUCGAAGGUCAUCUCUCAACGGGUGGUCGCACAAGGUUCUCUUGGGUUUUCGGGAGUCGCAGGCCUUUUGUCGAUUUCCCUUCAAUGCUGGCGCUGCUUCUUUCUGGGAUUCGACUCAUGUUGUGGUCGCUGCGGGGAGAUUUUCCUUUUAGUUUUUUGCAUCUUUGGGAGCGCAAUUCACACAUACCACGAAGGAGGAGAGCAAAAAAGAGAGAGUACAUUGCAACGACCAUUUGGGAGCCAGGAGACUUUCUUACUACUUGGGAUACGGGGUUCGGGGCAGGGAAUCGGUCUUGUUCGUCGUCGUCGGUCUUCUUGUCUUCAGUGGCAACACUGCACUACUUUAAUACUCUAUUUUGCGAAUGGGAAAUGGGACGGAACGGGAAUGGCUCGGAGCACAAUCUAUUAUCCUUUGCUCUGUCGAUUUCAAUUCGGACAGAUUUUCAUACCUAGGUACAUAUGGGUUCAAAAGCGCUGGCAAUGCAGACUGUGACGUGCCGGGAUCUCGAUCGGAGCCAAUAUCGAAUCAGCAGUGGCGAUGCUCGACCUCGCCAGCUAUGUUGACCCCGAAAAUACGAUGCGAUGAAGCAUUCCCUGGCAUGGGUCAGACACCGCACGCACUUCUGAAGCAGGGAGACAUGUCGACAGAUGAUGAAGUGGAGGCAGCUGGAGAGAAGCGCGAAAUUUCCAGGGCGUA
This is a messenger RNA of Dissoconium aciculare CBS 342.82, 884 nucleotides long. RefSeq lists its product as uncharacterized. Lineage: Eukaryota; Fungi; Ascomycota; Dothideomycetes; Mycosphaerellales; Dissoconiaceae. The transcript has a single exon. The record is from RefSeq and is a predicted model, not a curated record. The coding region runs from base 174 to 680 and encodes 168 amino acids.